Molecule: messenger RNA, 2057 nt
Organism: Carya illinoinensis
Lineage: Eukaryota; Viridiplantae; Streptophyta; Magnoliopsida; Fagales; Juglandaceae
Product: phosphoinositide phosphatase SAC8
Exons: 20
Coding region: 154-1929 (591 amino acids)
Biological process (GO): phosphatidylinositol dephosphorylation
Cellular component (GO): endoplasmic reticulum
Molecular function (GO): phosphatidylinositol-4-phosphate phosphatase activity
Source: RefSeq, a predicted model, not a curated record
AGUCGUUUUGACCUUCCCUCGUCUCAUCUUGCCCUUCGCCACUGCAUUGCAUCCACGUUUUCCAUUUCCUUUUUCUUUCUUUCUUUCUUUUUUUUUUUUUCAAAGAUUUCAAAGCAUUCAAGCGGUUUUCGUGCAUCGAAAAUUGUGAGAAAAAUGGAGGGUGGAGCUUCUUCAGGUGGUAGAUUCAAGCUCCAUGACCAGCUGGAAUUGCAGGAAUUUCAGGAAAUGUUUGUGAUUAAACCCGUUGAAUCACCCGAUCUGGGUUUCUCGAUAGACCGUCGUGACGGUAACUGCCGGCCACUUGAUGGUGAUACUUUAUCUGACAGUCCUUCCAAAGUAUCUACAAUUUAUGGUGUGGCUGGAACUAUUAGAUUGCUUUCAGGAACAUAUGUACUUGUAAUAACUUCUCGGAAGGAAGUCGGAACUUUUCUUGGUUCUCCAGUUUUUAGGGUUAUUUCCAUGAGGUUCCUACCCUGCAAUAUUGAAGCUCUGAAAUUUUCGACCACUCAAGAAAAAAGAGAUGAGGCUUACUUCAGAACUCUUUUGAAAACAGUGGAAUCGACUCCGGGCUUAUACUAUUCAUAUGAAAUGGAUAUAACUUUGAACUUACAAAGAAGAUACAAGUUAGCAGAAGGUUGGAUGAAUAAACCACUUUGGAAGCAGGCUGACCCUCGAUUUGUUUGGAACAGAAAUCUUUUGGAGGACCUUAUUGAGUCUAAGCUUGAUGGUUUUAUCAUUCCUCUAUUUCAAGGAAGCUUCCAGGCAAUACAGCUAAAGCUAAACAGUGCUCUUGCCACAGUCACAUUAAUUUCAAGGAGGUGUACUCGGCGUCUAGGGACAAGGAUGUGGAGAAGAGGAGCUAACCUUGAAGGAGAUACAGCAAAUUUUAUUGAGACUGAACAAUUGCUAGAGGUUGAUGGUUUCAGGUUCUCAUUAUUGCAGGUGCGAGGUUCAAUUCCACUUCUUUGGGAGCAGAUUGUUGAUCUCAGCUACAAACCGCGACUUAGAAUUAUAGAGCAUGAGCAAACGUCAAACAUUGUGGAGCGCCAUUUCCGUGAUCUUUUGCAAAGAUAUGGAGAAACGGUAGCAGUUGACCUAACUAAUAAACAGGGUGAUGAAGGUCAGUUAAGUGCAGCAUAUGCCGCUGAAAUGCAAAAGCUGCAGGUUGUGAGAUACGUGUCGUUUGACUUUCAUCACUAUUGUGGCAACUCAAACUUUGAUAAUCUGAAUGUGCUUUAUGAGCAAAUCUCAGAGGAUUUUGAAAAACAAGGAUUCUUCCUCGUAGACGCAGAAGGAAACAUACUGGAGGAGCAGAAAGGAGUUAUUAGAGUUAACUGCAUUGAUUGCCUUGAUCGAACAAAUGUCACCCAGACUUUUCUGGCUCAAAAAUCAAUGAGUGUACAGCUGCAGAGGAUUGGAUUACUCGCUUCUACAGAAUGCAUUUCUAUGUUUGCUGAAGAAUAUGGAAAAUUCAGAAGAUUAUGGGCCGAGCAAGGUGAUGAGAUAAGCCUUGGUUAUGCUGGGACUCAUGCCCUGAAAGGAGACCUGGUUAGAUAUGGGAAGCAGACUGUAGUCGGACUAAUCAAAGAUGGAAUGAGUGCCAUUUCAAGAUAUUAUUUGAAUAAUUUUCAUGAUGGAGUUCGGCAGGAUGCUUUGGAUCUUAUAAGUGGUCACUAUACUGUCAGUAGAAAUAAUCCUUCGCCGUUCCAAUUAAAUGGAUUCGAGGCAGUCUCUUAUCUCCCAGUGGCAUCAGCUUUGAUAAUUGGAGGUUUGACGCUGACAUCCUUCACACUUCACCAAGCUGGGCGAAAUGCACAGCAGUAUAUGUCUUCUGUAUUAUGGGCUGGAGUAACCGCUGGAGUUAUGGCAAUGGUGAAAGCUAAUGGAAGGCAGUUCUGUUCUAGGCCUCGAUUGUGUGGUCUUCUGUAAUGAAGCCUUACUUUGUCCAUUUUGUUUUAGGAAAAUUGUACAUAAUUUAUUCUUAUUUACUAGCUUGAUAUUGUUUUAAACCACGUAAUAUAGGAUCAACGAAUGUCGAAUAUUUUUCCCAUGAAAAA